AUUAAAACUUUCUCCACUUAUAUUUCUAUUGAGUACUCAUAAAAAUAAAAUAAUUAUUAUUUGUAUUGUAAAGUAUUGUAAGUUCAAUCCCAGAGAAGAGCAAUGGCGCCUACGGAGGAACCUCAUACAGUACAAGAAGAAAUAAUACAAAAGGCAAUGUUGGCCAUGGGUUGGGACCCCAAUUCGGAGAUACCCAUGGCCAGUAAAGAAAAUUUGUGUAUACUAGCCGAAAUGGAGCAGAUGGUUGAAGAGAAGAUACAGUUGUUGGAAUCCAAUAUACAAUCCGAAGAUCGUUUGGAGAAAUUGCUGCAGCAUUCAAAAAAUGCUGAAAUGUGCAUGAAUCAGAAUAUGAAACUCCUGCAAGCCCAUCAAACUGAAGUUCAUACUGAGGUACACCUCUUCAAAGUAGCUGAACGAGUGCAAUCGAAACUGAAAACCGACAUUAAACGUAUAAAUAAGGAGACUGAAAGCUACACUGAGUAUCUGAGUACUACAGAGAAGGAGCUGUGUAGACGCAAAAAUGCAAUCGACGAUUUGACUUCACGCGUCAAGUGGGCCAAAACGGUGCUAUUGGAGUGGCGCGAAGCCAUGGAGGACACCAACAAGGGAUACAAAUUGAUUGAUAAGUACUUUAAAGAAGAUGAAGUGCUGGCUCGGCAGAAGGACGCACGUCGCCAGUUUCUGCAUAACGAGGUGGAGAAGCUGCGCAAGGAUUUGAUGAAAUUAUAUGAUGAACAAAAAUCACUCGAACAGAGUAUUGAAUCUACGGCUACACUAUAUCGCGCAGCACAUUUAGAACGUCGCCAAAUGAUAGAUACCUGGAAGCUGGCUGUGAAACAAAUGUUGCAGCGAGAACGCGAGAUAGAGAGCAAUGAGGAUGAGCUGUACUAUUUGGAGCGCGAGGCAGAACGAAUGUUAAAAGAGAGUAAACGUUGUGAUGAAAAAUUGGAUAAUAUUAUCCAUAAUAAUCAUGAAGUGGAGCGUACCAUAUCUGUAUUGAACGAGGAAACCUCGGAGGUUAAAGAACAAAUUCAAAAAUUCAUAGAUAUGACUAUUUUAAAAGGAGCUGAGGUGGAACUACUGCAGAGAGAUCUACAAAAUCUUUCAAAUAAAGUUCAACAGCAACGUAUGGAAAACCGUAAAAUGUCUAAAGAAAAAGAUAAGCGUAAUAAAGUGUUGGAGGAUUUCAAAUCAUUACUUCUGAAGCUGGAAAGUCGUUUGAACCAUACGGCGAAUAAGCAUAUGAGUGCUGAACAGCGGCUGCAAAUGUUAGAAGAGAUGAAUGAUACAGAACAGAAGGCGCAGAGUGAAAUAAAUAAGGACAAAAUCCGUUUUAAUAGCUUGGUCUAUCGGAGUCAGCAACAAUUGCAAGAUUUAAAGGAUGAAAGUAAAAGUUUGGAAAUUUCUAACAACGGUUUGUCAGCAAGCACCGCUAGCGUAAUCCGAAACACGAAAAAAAUGGAAAAGGAGCUCAACCGCUUAACUGAAGUGUACUACGAAGCCUCGUUUAAAUGUCUGCAAAUGGAAAGGAAAAUUAUUGUAUUGCAAGGUGGGGAGUUUGAUCCGAUGGAAGAGGAGGAGACAGAGCAAUAUUUGGCUAAGUUGGAGACUCAAAAUAAUUUACUACAGAGACGAUUGCAAGCCACGGAAUCACAGAACAAAAAACUGGAUCACAACAUGCGUAGCUUAACCGAUGUUUACAAUGCCGAUUACAAGAAUUUGCAAACCAUGCUUUUCGAUAUCAAAGAAGCGCAAAUGUACUGCGAGGGUGGUGUUAAACGUCUCAACAUCGAGAAGAAUAAGAAUCAACAGAAGAUAGUCGAGUUGAGUCUUUUGAAGAUGCGCAUAAAAGAGUUCGAUAAUGAAAUAGUUGCAUGCCAAACGAAUACCUAUCACUUGGGUAAACACCGAUUGCAAUUAAAUCGGACAAUGAAGGAUCGUUUGGUGGAGAUAAAAAGUCAAAUGGAUUUAUUAAAUCUGAAGCGUAAACAUUUGAAUGAUGAGAGAAGCACUUUGUUGGCUGAUAUCGGAGAACGUGCGAAACACAUUGAUGUGAUACGGGCACGCUUCGAAUUGACCUCCAAGCUAAUGGGUAUCAAUGAGGACGGCACCUUGGUUACGGCUACACAAUUGAAGGUGGAAGCAGCGCAAGAGAAGCAAAUGCUAUUGGAUGAGGGUAAUAAUUUGAACGAAAAGGUAAUCAAAGCGGAAGAGGAUAUUAAAGCAAUGGAAAAUACUUUGAUGUUGCUCAAUAAUUCGAAUGAUUCCUAUCGAAGAAAUUUGAAUAAGAAAGUAGAUGAAGACCAAGUUUUGGAAGAAAUGAAAGAAUUGCAAUCCAACUAUUGCCAAGCUUUGAAUCAACUUAAGGCCCUGCGUAGCAAGCAUCGACAAAUAGAAAAAGAUAAUGACAAAAAUCUUAGAGUAUGCGAAGACCUGCAACGCCAAUUGGAAAUUUCCACGGGCAAAAAUGUCGAGAAUGUCGAAAUAUUGGAGAAACUGCAAAAGGAACUUGACGAUCAGAGGAUAAAAUUACAGCGCGCCGAGCGUGAAGUAAAAAACUCUUUAAAGAGGGUAAAAGAACGUAAUUUGGGUAAAGAGUUUAUCGCAUGCUAUGAACGUGAAUUAGAUUUGCGUGAACUCGAAUACCGCAACUCCAGCGCACUUAAUCAACUGGCCGAUAUGGCAGAGAACGAUGAUGGCAUCGGUCCCAAAGCCAUACGCAUAAUGUUAGAGAAAGGUUUGAAAAUGCCACAUCUGCUUCAGAAGACGCGUAGCUUUGCCUCCUGGCGUAGCGAUUUGUCCGAAACUUCUUCUUCCAGAGAUAUGCCCAUCUCCACCACUCGUUCAUCUACAUCGGAAAGCACCAGCCUCGCGAUACAACCUUCAGUUGUAUCGAUUGAUUUCUCCCAACCUUAAUAUUGCUUUCAA
Molecule: messenger RNA, 2928 nt
Organism: Anastrepha ludens (Mexican fruit fly)
Lineage: Eukaryota; Metazoa; Arthropoda; Insecta; Diptera; Tephritidae
Gene: Ccdc39
Product: coiled-coil domain-containing protein 39
Exons: 10
Coding region: 103-2916 (937 amino acids)
Biological process (GO): inner dynein arm assembly; cilium-dependent cell motility; cilium movement
Cellular component (GO): axoneme
Source: RefSeq, a predicted model, not a curated record